AUGAGUUGCUUCGUGAGCCACGAGGAGAAGUCGGUUUGGACGGCGAUUGACUGCCGGAACAUAAAACCCAUAACUAAGCAUAAUGAAAAAAGCAGAGUCUACCAUGAUCAGGCUUCAUAUUAUGAAGUCAGACAGACAGCAGAGGAUUCACAACUUGCCCAACAAAGAACACACCACCACUGGUCUCCUCCCUUAUUACAAAGAGGAAAGGAUGGUCAGCUACAAAGUCAAACACGUCCACACGCCUAUGCCUGUACCUCGAAGAGCUACCACGUCCCCCGCCUGCCGAAACUGCUGCAGCCUCCGUGCCCUUUUCGUCCACCUCUACGUAUGCCUUAUGAAAAAAGAACGAGAUUUCGAGUGAAGGAUUAUCCGGGGAAGGGUAAACCAUCUCGGUCAAACCACCGAGAAAAGGGAGAACCAAUCCUUGCUUUUUAA
Molecule: messenger RNA, 438 nt
Organism: Striga asiatica
Lineage: Eukaryota; Viridiplantae; Streptophyta; Magnoliopsida; Lamiales; Orobanchaceae
Source: the annotation of a GenBank genome assembly